AUGGAUAUUAGUUCAAGUUCGACUCAUCACAUUUGUUCCAUGAAGGAAUAUUUUGAUACAUUCCAAGAAGGAAGUGGUAAAUCAUUCUCCUUGCCCAAUGAGUCUAAGUGUGACGUCAUGGGUGUAGGAAUAGUAAAGAUCGAAAUGUUUGAUGGAGUAGUACCCACUUUGGGUGGUGACGUAUGUCCCAAAGUUGGGAAGGAAUUUAUUAUCUUUGAGCCAGUUAGACUCAAAAGGCUGCAAAUGUACUUUUGCAGAGGAGUCAUGAACAUCACACGUGGUUGUAUGGUCCUAAUAAAGGGAGAAGAAUGUGGUGGUUUAUAUCGUCAGAUAGGGUGUGCUAAAGCUUCGAUCUCGAUGGUGGUUUGGAAAUUGCGUGCACAGGAAAAUAGGUACCUGAGGCGGUUGUCAUUUGUGGGCAUAGAAGAGACUCGGGUGAAAUGUUUCCAAGGUUCAAACGAUGGUGAGAAGAAAAAUCAUGAUGAGGAAGGGGUUAGAUUGGGGUCCUUUUUCAGAGCCGACUAG
Molecule: messenger RNA, 525 nt
Organism: Prunus armeniaca (apricot)
Lineage: Eukaryota; Viridiplantae; Streptophyta; Magnoliopsida; Rosales; Rosaceae
Source: the annotation of a GenBank genome assembly